AUGACCACCGCAGCGGCAACAGGUUCGACUAAGGCCCGGGUAGCCGUUGUGUUCCAGGCGCUCGAUCCGCCAAUCAUCAACGGUGUCCGGAAGCCCAAGAAGCCGAAUGGCUACCGCGAUUCGGGCGCAGACAUCGCCUACAACCUUCGCCAAGUCGAGGGUAUUAAGGUGAUUUGCCCCGUGCCCGAUCCCAAGCCGGACAGGGACGUGGAUUGGUGCUUCCAGGACACGGAGGAGGAUAUCCUGCAGGCCCUCGAUCAGGGCGCCACCCAUCUCUGGGCCAACACCAUCCUCUUCGCCGCUCACCCAUUGCAAACGUCCGUCCGUAUCGGCGCCUUCCAGGACAAGGCGUGCGUGGUCGGCCAGGGGCCCUUGGCCAUCGAGAAGUACGAUGACAAGAACUACGUCAACAGUCUGCUCCGGCGGGCGGGCGGUUUCACUUUACCUCGCUCGUGGACCAUGACGGCUAGUUCCUCGAGUAAUAUUGGCGAGGCCCGUUUUCCACGGUCACUACUACCAUUGGCGAAGGAGCUUCCGUAUCCCAUCGUCGCCAAGCCGAUCCGCGGGCGGGGAAGCCACGGCGUGCGCGUGUGCCACAACAUGGACGAGCUAGUCCAGCACGCGCCCAGGUUGUUCGAGGAGUCGCCCGCCAUUAUGGUCGAGGAGUUUCUCGCCGGCGAGGAGGCCACGGUGACUGUGAUGCCGCCCCUGCCCGCCGUGGGCAAGGCCGACUACUGGGCGCUGCCAGUGGUCACGCGCUUCAACCACGUCGACGGCAUCGCCCCCUACAACGGCGUCGUUGCCGUCACCAAGAACUCGCGCGCCGUCAUGGACGAGUGCGUGCGCGCCGCCCGUCUGCUCAGAGUUGCUGCGCCGAUCCGCAUCGAUGUGCGCCGGCUGGACCAGUCGCCGCGGUCUAAAUUUGCGCUGUUCGACGUCAACAUGAAGCCGAACAUGACGGGGCCCGGCCGGCCGGGCCGAGACGACCAGGCUAGCUUAACCCUGAUCGCCGCCGCUGCACUGGGCUGGGACUAUAAGACGUUGCUGAGCCACAUGCUGAUGACUUCGUGCCCGCUAGCGACGCUCAGGGGUUUGAAGCCAGUCAAUUCGGGCAGUGAACCGUGAUGUGUAUGUCCAGGAGGUAUCAAUCUGAAUCCUGAUUAGAUACUGAGCGCCUGUUACUCGACCCUUUACCGACUAUGCCAACCGGGUGAGAGUUCCGCCUCUAAUGCGGGGGGCAGACGCCUGCUUUCUAGGGCAGACAAUAGAACACUGUAUGUAGUGUUGGCAUCUAAACUGAAAACGUAGGUUUGUAUUCGUAAAAUUGCUGGAGAAUUGGCUAGCAAUUCGCAAGCAAUUGUCCAAGGCGAAACAAGAUUCGACAAGGGGGCGUGGGAAUAACCGGGCCCCGAGCGGUUGGUCAUCGAACGCCGGCUCCCGUUCCCCACAUUGCGGGGCAAACUGCUCGGCAUCACAUCAGAAACCGCGGGUCCUGACUAAUGCCUGUGAAAUGACCAGCGUCGGCCCGGCCGUCAUUGACAUUUCUCGACCCGCGAAUCGAAUGAUAAACUCAGAUCUCCAUUGCCUCCACCA
Chaetomium strumarium is the source of this 1593-nucleotide messenger RNA. RefSeq lists its product as uncharacterized. Gene Ontology annotation, biological process: peptidoglycan biosynthetic process. Gene Ontology annotation, molecular function: ATP binding; D-alanine-D-alanine ligase activity; metal ion binding. Lineage: Eukaryota; Fungi; Ascomycota; Sordariomycetes; Sordariales; Chaetomiaceae. Bases 1 to 1125 code for a protein of 374 amino acids. The transcript is spliced from 3 exons. The record is from RefSeq and is a predicted model, not a curated record.